AGCAACAGAUCCUUAUGUGUUUGUUGUAACAGGCACGGUAUCAAAUGGAGGACUAGAUCCUCCAGUCAGUAGACUGGCGACAAAUGUGUCAGUGGACUUAAGCAACCCUAACAGCACAGAUGUUUCAUUAAUAACAAAUGUCACUGCAUCUACUACCACAGCAACAUCAACCACCACUGCAGCAUCUACAAACCUGACUCAGACUCCCUACAUGACCACCAACCUGAGUCAAACAGUACCCCUAAACACAACGGCUAACUUGACCCAGACACUUACGCCAUCCAUUAAUUUCACCCAGACUCAAACGGCACCCCUAAACACAACGGCUAACUUAAACCAAACACGUCCUCCUUUCAUGAACAACAUAACCCAAGCACCCAAUCCCAAUAUAACUACAUCCUCAAACAACUCUGCAUCAUUGAACAUCACUGCCUCAUCGAAUGUCACUGCAUCCUCAAACGGCACUACAUCAAACACGACCUCAGCCCCCAAAAUCACUGCAUCUUUGAACAUCACUGCAUCCUCAAACGGCACUACAUCAAACACGACCACAGCCCCCAAAAUCACUGCAUCCUUGAACAUCACUGCCUCAUCGAACAUUACUGCAUCCUUAAACGGCACUACAUCAAACACGACCGCAGCCCCCAAAAUCACUGCAUCCUCGAACAUCACUGCCUCAUCGAACGUCACUGCAUCCUCGAAUGGCACUACAUCAAACACGACCGCAGCCCCCAAAAUCACUUCAUCCUUGAACAGCACUGCCUCAGCAAAUGGCACUGCCUCCUCAAACUCCACUGCUUCCACGAACAGCACUGCAUCCUCGACUGGCACUGCAUCAAACACGACCGCGACCCCCAAAAUCACUGCAUCUACUGCCUCUGCAAUAUUGACAGUUAAUAGUGGUUUAACAAAUGACAAGGUCACCAAAGACAACUGUAAGAAGGACAGGGCAUGUUUCUCCACUCCAGCCAGCUGUGAUCCAACUAGCUCAAGUAGCUGCUUUUUCGCCUCCACAAGAGCGGUGAUCGGAAACCCCGACAAUCUGACUUUUGAGCUCAGUGGAGAUGCAAAUGGUUACAUCGCAGUUGGUCUGUCUCGAGACAAGAAGGAGGGUUAUGACGACACCGUCUACUCUUGUGCCAACAACAACGGUGUGGCGAAGUUCAUCCGUGCCACAAUGAAUAAUAGCAUUCUGACUCAGGAUGCAACUUUUAACCCUGGAUCCUUCCGUGGCAGUGUGAGCGGCACAAGAAUUCAGUGCAUUUUCAUAGCUGCAGGUCUCAGCAGCACCACGCGCCGCAAACACAAAUACUUUCCUCUAUUUCUUCACUGGCAACUACACAAAUGGCACUCUGGGGUCGCCUGUCACACUAAUGUCUACAAAUUCAUCGGUUGA
This is a messenger RNA of Puntigrus tetrazona (Sumatra barb), 1396 nucleotides long. RefSeq lists its product as uncharacterized. Gene Ontology annotation, biological process: regulation of glutamate receptor signaling pathway. Bases 212 to 1396 code for a protein of 394 amino acids. NCBI's taxonomy places the organism in Eukaryota, Metazoa, Chordata, Actinopteri, Cypriniformes, Cyprinidae. The record is from RefSeq and is a predicted model, not a curated record. The transcript has 6 exons.